AUGGGGAUGGAUGAGGGCCAGGAGAGAGAGCCAACGCCAGUCAGCUCCAACAUGAAACUGCCACUGGCUGAGGCUGGGCCCACCAGUGACAGUGGCAGAGCCUUUGGGACAAUGUAUCUCAGGAGGAAGGAGAAAUGCUUCCCCGAGCUGCCCAAGGCGUGGCUGCCCCGCCCAGCCCAGCCCCUCACGCAGCGCGGGGCUGCGGCCGCUUCAGACCCGGAGCCACCGGGGCGGCACCGACCCGGUACCCCCGGGGCGGGGGACACGGAGCCGCAGGGGCAAACCGGCCCAAAGGCCCGGAAGCGCCGCCGGGCCCGGCCCCACAGCCCGCGGAGCCCCCUCGGACACCGGCCCGAGAAGGCGCCGCUGCCCCCGCAGCAGCCCCGGAGCCGCGGCCCCGGCCCCGCUCCCUCAGCCGGGCUGGGCCGGCCCCGCCCCAAGGCCGCAGCCUCCCGCUCCGCGCUCGUCCCGCGCGGUUCUCGUCGCCCCCGGCCCCGCCACCGCCCCGGGGCCGCCCAGCCGCGGCCCCCGCCCCGCUCACCUGCGGCGGCUCCGCCGGGACCCCCCGCCCGUCCCGGCCCGGCCGCGGCCUCGCUGCAGCGGCGGCACCGGAAACCGACCGGCCGGACGGGCCCCGCCCGCCAUGACGUCAAUGCGCCUCGCUCUCGCCCGGGCUCGUCGCCGCGGGAAACAAGUAUUCCCUUGUGCUUGAUGCAAUCCCUGCUGGAGUCCUGGAGCCAGGAGGAGGGGAACAGACCCAGCUUGCAGGAGGAGUCUUGUGAAGCCACUGGACAGAGCUUCCCCCAGUGAGUCAGCACUGGUUAUCUCUCAAAGUUAAAUCACACUUCACAAAGUUAAAUCUCACUUCCGUGAGCUUAUGCUCCUAUGUCCCCACGUGUUAAUUCUCACACCACCGAAGACGUAAGGGAAAUUAAAAAUAAACAAAGCCCUGUUCCA
Molecule: messenger RNA, 957 nt
Organism: Haemorhous mexicanus (house finch)
Lineage: Eukaryota; Metazoa; Chordata; Aves; Passeriformes; Fringillidae
Product: basic salivary proline-rich protein 2-like
Exons: 4
Coding region: 1-810 (269 amino acids)
Source: RefSeq, a predicted model, not a curated record